CUACUCGCCUGGCUACCUCCUUUUGCAGGAAAAGGAUCUACCUGGAAUAGCUGUGUAGCCCGCUAUAUCCUGUCAUUUUGGGGGAUUUUAUGUGAAUAUUUGUUUGAUCAUUUUUGGUGGCAGACUCCUCUGUCCACCCAGCACUAUGGACUUUCCUGAUUUGAGGUUGGUCAGAAUGGAUAUGAAGAGGGGAACCCUCGCCAAAACACAUUCUGCAGCUCCUUUCUGGAACGGAUUACAAUUUUCCAACUGAAACUCUCCACGGGAACAUUGUUGCCUAAGGUCAACUGAGGUCUUAACUGUUACUGAAGAAAUAACAUUGAAAAAACUCGUUUUUACUAUUUUGUAUAUUCAAAUUUGUAUAUAUUUUUUUUAUCCAAGUUUUGAUUUCGGGAUAGUAUACACUCUGAGGUAAGCAUGGUGUUGAUGAAGGUAAAGUUUGACUUGCCGAAGCGGGUGAAGCUUGCCCAGGGCCUGUGGCUCAUGUACUGGCUAGCAGUGAUGACCGGCAUUCUGGUCUUCAGUCUGGGGCUGUUCUUUAAGAUCGAGCUCCGGAAGAGGAGUGAGAUGAUGGACAACAACGAGAGCCAUUUUGUGCCCAACCUGUUGAUUCUAGUUGGCCUGGCUGCUUGCGGGGUAAACGUUUUUGGCGGCAAGGUGUGCCACGACUCUCUGGAUGCUUUGAAGUUCGCCAAGUGGAAGCCCAUGGUCAAGGGCUACCUGAUGGGCUGCUUCGCUUUCAACAUCCUCCUGUUCUUCACAGCUCUGCUGUGCUUCUGCAUGCAGUUCCAGUUGUACUUUUCCCUGGCUGAGGGUCUGAAGAAUGGGAUCAAAUACUACAAGGAUACGGACACACCUGGGCGCUGCUUCAUGAAGAGGACGCUGGACAUGACCCAGAUCGAGUUCCGCUGCUGUGGCAACAACAACUAUAGGGAUUGGUUUGAGGUCCAGUGGAUCAGCAACCGCUAUCUGGACUUCAGCAACGAUGAGGUCAAAGACCGUGUCCUGAGCAACGUGGAGGGGAAGUUCCUGAUGGAGAGUGUGCCGUUCAGCUGCUGCAACCCCGGCUCCCCCAGACCCUGCAUCCAGCACCAACUGACCAACAACUCAGCCCACUAUGACUACGACCACCACACCGAGGAGCUCAACAUCUGGACCCGGGGCUGCCGCGAGUCCCUGGUCGCCUACUACGGAGGCAUGAUGAACAGCAUCGGGGGCCUGAUGCUACUGUACAUCAUACUGGAGGCAGGAGUGAUGGUGGGCUUACAGUACCUGACCACUUCUCUGGAGACUAUGGCCGACCCAGAGAACCCGGAGAGUGAGAGCGAGGGCUGGCUCCUGGAGAAGAGUGUGAAGGAGACGGUGGCAGACGUCAUAGCAAAGAUCAAGGGCCUGGUCGGUGCAGGGAACCAUGUGGGGGAGGUUGAGGAGGGGGUGGCCACUGUGAGUUGAAAGGGUCUCACCCAAAGGGACUAUCGACGGGAGCUCAAAGAGAAAUAGAAGGAGUGAGAGGAGAGACAUCUUGCUCGGUGAAACAACACAUACUCAAACAUACACACACAGACACAUCAAUGGACACAUGCACACACCCUUUGAAAAGUGAACAACUCAACCAACUCCUCACAUGAAGGGAGAACCAAACAAAAAAAUGUGAAUGUACAGAUGAAGUCGGAAGUUUACAUACACCUUAGCCAAAUACUAAUAAUUUGUCUAAGGUGUAUGUCAAAAUUUUAAAAAAUCCCU
Molecule: messenger RNA, 1743 nt
Organism: Oncorhynchus kisutch (coho salmon)
Lineage: Eukaryota; Metazoa; Chordata; Actinopteri; Salmoniformes; Salmonidae
Gene: prph2b
Product: peripherin 2b (retinal degeneration, slow)
Exons: 3
Coding region: 418-1452 (344 amino acids)
Biological process (GO): visual perception
Cellular component (GO): plasma membrane
Source: RefSeq, a predicted model, not a curated record